Ictalurus punctatus (channel catfish) is the source of this 15813-nucleotide messenger RNA. RefSeq names its product probable E3 ubiquitin-protein ligase HECTD4. Lineage: Eukaryota; Metazoa; Chordata; Actinopteri; Siluriformes; Ictaluridae. Gene Ontology annotation, molecular function: ubiquitin-protein transferase activity. The record is from RefSeq and is a predicted model, not a curated record. The transcript has 76 exons. The coding region runs from base 451 to 13854 and encodes 4467 amino acids.
GCCGCGGUGGACGCUGGGAAAAUUUUGCUUCCAAUAAUAUAGCAUCAUGGCGUCAAACUGGCACCAAUGUAGGUUUAUCAUAGCUUACAAAUAAACAAACGCGUGUUAGAUGAUUAAACCAGUAUGCAGGUUGUGUGCAUGCCGCUUGUCUGGUUGCACUGCACUGUGUAGCAGAGUAUACCUGAUAACCGGUGUCAUCUCACUGAAGGACGGGAGUAAAAGUUAGCUAGCUUUGAGCAGAGUAGCAGUUAGCGCUCGGUGUAGCCGCUGGAGCGAAAGGCAGAUAGAUAAGGGGCUGAACGGGCGGAGCCGACACGAGUGCCGCUUUAGUUCCUCGAAUUGCAGCAUGACAGGAUGAUGUAGGCUAUACAAGCGGCUAGAGCGUAGUCGAAACGUCGGUUACUGAGUUUUAAUGUUUGUCAAGUUAAGGGUUUUCUUCGGGGGAGAGACAUGGGAUCAGGGGCCCUGGAUUCGACCCAGUGGUUGUCGGUGAAGGAAGAGACUAUUUUCCUUCACGAUGGGCUGAUGCGGGUCACAGACCUCGCCGAACUGCCAAGCGAACUUGGAGUGUCUGAGCAGGGAGACACCGAGCAGGAGAUCCUGACCUUUGAAACCAAGAAUCCAGUGGAGUUAGCUGAGCGCUUGCGUUCCGUCUGUGGAAACCAGAGCAACGCUUAUGCACGUCUCCUGGAGUACCGGCUCAAUGCCCUGCGAGGCCUAUGGGGGGCACAGCGACAGGUGGCCCUGGAAGAGCAGCAAGAGCGAGAUGGUGCAGCAGCAGGAGCUGGCACCGGAGCAGGCACCGAUGAAGAGACACUGACCCUCCUGAAGCGUCAAGGCCUCCUGCAGCAGCAGUACCAGCAAUCUCAUCACCAUCCUCCACUGCCCUCUAACACAGACCAAGCUCCCUUCACAUCACGUGUGGGUUUACUGCUCAUCUUCCCCCUGUUGCAGUCACAAACCCACCAUGACCCAGCACUUGCUGGUGUCACUGCCGAGGUACUGCUGGCUUGUCUGCGUGACUGCCAGCCGCUUAGCCUAGGCAAGGAGCCUGCCGACUGCCUCAGUGGCUUGGAGGGACUUCUGUGCUCAUGGCUGGAGCAGGGAGAUGAUCAAGCAGCAGUAAUGCAGGAAAAGCCACUGCUGACACAAAGACAGAGGGAGAAUGCAGCUGCUGCGCUUGUGGCGUUAGCAUGUGCCAGGGGCUCUCUGAAGACAUUCAUUCACACAGUUCACCUGCUACAGAAACAGACAGACUUAGGGCAGCUUCCUGUGGCAGAUGUCCUCUAUAGACUAAUUCUUCUGGAAGGGGGUCCAGGUUCCCCAUCUUGUUUGCUGGGGGGAAAGCACAAUGUCUCAUGGGGUUUUGAGGACAUGCUUCCCACACCAGAUUGCAGUGCUGCAGGAACAGAGAGUAAAGACACAGACCUAGGCCGGUGCUUGGCUACAGAUGGGUUAUACCUCUAUACCACUAACUCAUUUGGUAGAGGUUUGAGCAAGCUGGGCUCCGGCCUCCAUGGAACCCUGAGAGGUUUUGUUUACUGUAGAAAUGAAGAGCUAGAGGCUGGUUGGGUAGUACACAGCAGUAGUUAUCUCCUUCAUCGUCCUGCCUCAUUUGACACUAAAUCUCAUCAGCUGUGCCAGGUCAUAGACCCUUACACUUUACAAGUAUGCCAGAUUGUGCCCAUGCCUCCUCACCUCUUUGCGGUGGGCAGCAGUUUGACCACGCUGCAUGUGUGCUCGGAUGGUACCUACAUCUACUGGGUGUGGUCACCUGUCAGUCUCAACGAAAAGACCCAGAAAGGCCACUCUGUCUUCAUGGAUGUCUUCCAGUUAGCGAUUGAGUCCGGGCUGUGUGUGGCCAGUGCUGUCCGGGAGCGAGUGAUCUUGUCACGAAAAGAGGGGGAGUCAUCAAAAUGUCUGAAUGAGCUGCUGAUGAGUCGCAUGUCUCGUUUCCGCACCUCUCACUCGGCCACGCUUGCUGCCCUCACUGGCUCCACCAUCACAAACCCUGUGAAAGAGGAGCAAACUGGUAAAUUCACACUCGUAGUAAAUGCUAGCUGCGGUCUUCCUCUUAAGACUUUGAGGAAAACACCCAUGUAUGUCUGUGGGACCUACCUGGUAAUGCUGGCCUCCCCUCCUGGUGUAGCUGGGAGUUCUGCGACUCGCUCACUUUUUGGUGGAUCCAGUGGCCUUUCUUCCCUUAAGAUUCUGACCUCUAAUUUGGUGUUUAACUUGAAUGAUGGUCAGUUUGUCAGUCGUGUAGACCUGAUUGAUGCCCCUGGCAGUUCUUUGGGUCGUGGUGCUCAAGUGGCAGGGCUAGGGGCCAGCUAUGAUGCUCUUAACAACUUGAUCUGGACAUGCUCUAGCGACUACAUGGAUCAGUGGUCAAACCCAGGCAACCAAGCUUUUCAUCACGUGUGCAAACGGCUUGGCUUCAGCCAUGUCAUCAGAGAGCCCAAAGAAGAGAUGGUGGAGAUGGGUGAAGUAAUCAGUCAGCUGCUACACCACGUUGGUGCCAUGUGCAUCCACCAGCAGAACCUGUUGGCUGCUAGUGUCAGCUCACCUCUGAGCUCCUUCCUAAACAAACAGCAGCCAAUGGAAGCCUGCCACUUUAGUGCCAUCUGUGACAUAAUGGAAAAGGCCAUGGUGAAUUCUGACAUCUGCAUCAUCCGCUGCAUCCUUGUGGUCUUUCAGGUGGUGUUUCGGUUCUUUAACCCGCAGUCAGAGCAGAACCGAGAAAGUAUAAGACGUUCUGGAUUGCUUCUGUGGCAGCUACUCAUGGCCCCUAUUGAUCAGAUAGGGGCAGAAAUCCAAAGAGAAGUUUGCCUGGCUAUCAGCUUUGGCUUGAAUAUCUUGUAUCAGGGAGAGAUGGAACUGAAUGACUUGUUAAAACUGGUCCUCACUGAAGGUGAGAGAAAUAGUGGUUUGUCCCAGUUGCGUGAUAUUAUUCUUAACAACCUUACUGACCAGCUACAGAAGAAUCGCUUUGGAAGUGAGGAUGAUGACCACUACAGGCUGAAUGAUGAACUGCUGCAUUGCAUUCUGAAGACUGUAGUGCGUGAAUCUUGCCUUCUCAUCAGGAAAUGCCAAACACUUGACAAAGAAGAGUUCCAGAAGCUUCUAUCCACUGUGCCUGUGGCUUCACCAAGCUUGCACUACAUUAUGGCUGUUCAGAACCAUUUACUAAGCAAUACUGUCCUGAUCCGGCCCGAUGACAGCGAUGACAGUGACAGCUCCCUGCAAGGGGAAACAAUGAAGGUACAGGAACUGCAGACCAGCAUCCUGUCCUUGGCCUGCAAGAUCCUGGUUGGCUGUGAUGAAGUUCUGGAGACUCUUCAUCAAGUUACCACUGCCCUCAUCAACAGUGACAUUACUGACCAUGAAAGCAGACUAAAAGGACUGGAGCAGGUGACUAAAGCUACAAUGUUGGGCCAUUUAUUACCAGUUCUCUUGACCUCUCUCAUGCACCCCAAUCUGCAAACUCUAUCACUUGCUGAUGCUCUUAUGCCACAACUUGUCCAGCUCGUCCUCUACACCAGUCAGACUGCAUUGCUUCUGAAGACCCAGUCCCCGCUAUUUGUUGAAGGCUCUCCACUGAGGGGUGGCCUAUUAAACCACAGUGCUAAGAUGGCUUGUAAUGAUGAUGGUUUCCAGAUUCUUGAUGAAAGGGAAGAGCCAGGCUUUCUGACAGGACUUAAGAUCCCUGCCCCAUGGGCUGCUGGGAAAACAGUGGAAACUAUCCAUCCAGUUCGUGACAACUACAAAUUUAAAGAGACUGUACAUAUCCCUGGUGCUCGUUGUCUUUAUCUACGCUUUGACCCUCGUUGCUCUUCACAGUAUGACUAUGAUAAGCUUGUUAUCUACGCUGGUCCUAACACAAAUAGUCGCAAAGUGACUGAGCAUGGUGGCAACACCCUGGGUUACGGCAGCCGCAGUGUUCUGGGUACUGGUUGGCCAAAAGAUCUUGUAAAGGUGGAGGGUGACACUGUGACAUUUUCCUUUGAGAUGAGAAGUGGCCGUGAACACAACACACCAGACAAAGCGAUGUGGGGUUUCUCCUGCACUGUCCGAGCACAGGAGUCAUCAGAGGAGGUCUCUGGGGGUCUGCCUUUUCUGGCUGACCUUGCUUUGGGUCUCUCCGUUCUAGCUUGUUCCAUGUUACGCAUACUCUACAACGGCCCAGAGAUCACACGGGAGGAAGAGGCUUGCCAUGACCUACUCUGCUCUAAACUCUUACAGAGAUGCCAGUGGCAGGUAGAAGCCAAUGGUGCCAUCUCUCCGGCUCUUACCCCCUCUCCGUCUCCGCUCCCGCUUACCAUUGACGAAGACCAAGAGUUUACCUACCCAACAGAUGUUCUUGUUCACCCGGCAGGCUUCAUUCCUGGUGUUUAUUGUGAUCUACCACGUAUCCGACUGCCUCCAGGAAUCAUGGGCCGUCUAAGGGAACUCUCUGGCAAGGCUCGACCACAGUUCCGCCCCAGCAUCAAAGAGGUGAUCCGGCCAGAUGUAAUAGAGGAAGUGAUUGUGUCCUGUGUAAUAAAACACCUGGGUCUGAUCGACUCGCUGCAGUCAUUAGUGAACCUGCAGUACAGAGAGGAACACAGAGAGGAGUAUGAGCUGCUGUGCAAAAUCAUGGCUGAGACAUUCAAGAAGAUUAAUGCAAUGGAGAGACAGCUUCAGAGUGUGGCCGAGCUAGAACAGAAAUGGCAGAAUGAGGUUGAUGAGGCUCAACAGGGCAAACUAGAAAAUAACACGCCCUUCUUCAAUGACUACCACUUUUUUGAGAGCAAAAUGAAGGAGCUUGAACUUCUGUGUUCUCUGAAGGAGGUUCCAUUAGAUUGGAGUGAUGUAGAAAAUGCUGUACUCGCAUUAAGGGAGAACUUUUUUCAGGAGGUUAGUUCGAUGCAGCGCUCCAGGUGUGUUGUGCCGCUAGUCAAGACCAGAGCUCUGCUAAAGAGCUUAAUGAAUCGCUCAGAGCUACUGUUGCAUGUCACAAUUUCUCCACACUGCGGGAGCCUAACCACAACACCUACAAGCUCACCAGCCUGUAAAUUGGUGUCGGAUAUGAAGGCUGCUAUGGUGAAGCAGCCAGUUUUCCUGCGCAGUAUGUCUGCUCCUUCUGACCUGGAAAUGAUAGCAAACCAUGAUCUGGAGUUCACACAUGCAACACAGAGGAGGCGCCCUCACCCUGCCGGUAACAGAAGUAGCUCAUUUACACUGCUGCAGUCUCUGGCAGCUGAAGACAGCAGUGAAAAACCUACUUACAGUGUGCUGCUAGGACAACUCUUUGCCUUCAUAGGGACCACCCCCGAUCAUGCAGUGUCUAGUCGAAGUUUUCUGGCAGCAGCUCAGACACGCUGGAGAAGAGGUUGUACCAGGAAGCAGGCUCUGGUCCACAUGAGAGAGCUCCUAACCACAGCUGUUCGAGUCGGUGGAGUAACCCACCUGGUGGGUCCUGUCACUAUGGUGUUACAGGGGGGGCCCAGAAUUGAGGAGCUGACCUGUGGUGGCAUGGUGGGACAGGUUCAAGAGGCCUUUGGACAGACUAUGACCUCCGUUGUAUCUCUGUGUGCCCGCUAUCCUAUUGCCUGUGCCAACAGCAUCGGACUACUCUGCACCAUUCCGUACACCAGGAGUGAGGAGCAAUGUCUGGUACGCAGCGGCCUGGUUCAGUUGAUGGACCAGCUUUGCAGUCUUAGUAGCCAGAGAGACUGCAGCUCCAAUGAGAAGCAAACCAAGAAGCAGAAAGUUGCCACGAUGGCCUGGGCAGCAUUCCAAGUGCUUGCCAAUCGCUGCAUUGAGUGGGAAAAAGUGGAAGGUGGUUCCACAGACGCAGUGCAUUCUGGAUUAGCCCGGCAGGUAUCCAGUCUGUUGACUAAUCACCUAGCAAGAGCUACGGAAUGCUCUGGUAACCAAGCAGCUGGAAAUGAUGCCCUACAAGAUGUACUUAGUCUACUGAAUGACCUGUCUAGGAGCAAUAUAGGCAAAGCAAUUCUGAGCCAGCCAGCCUGCGUUUCCAAGCUCCUUUCACUGCUCCUGGACCAACGUCCUUCCCCUAAACUGGUGCUGAUUAUCCUUCAGCUGUGCCGGGCUGCCCUGCCUCUUAUGAGCGUAGAAGACUGUGGCAAUGUGGCAUUGCCUCCUUGGAGCUACUUCAUCAAUGCCAUGGACACUGAGCAAGAAGAUGCCAGUGACCCAGCUUCCCGCAUUGCAGCACUUCUUCUGGCUAAACUUGCAGACUAUGUGGUGCCAGGCAGCCAGACCCUGCUUUCCCCUGCUUCCUCUGAGCCAGAUACCAGAUUAAUCUGGGCUAGCCCCAUGGGCAAUGUCAAGACAGACAAAGAUGUCGGAGAGGAGGGAGAAGCAGUGGAUGGCAAACUCUCCAUCUUCAUACACAAGAGAGAAGACCAGUCUUCCCAUGAAGUACUCCAGCCAUUACUCAGUAGCUCAGAGGGGCGUCCUUUUCGGCUUGGCACUGGAGCCAACAUGGACAAGGUGGUGAAAAUGGACAGGGAUAUGACCAAGACUGGGUGUUGUGAAGUGGUCACAGAAGAGGCAUCAGCAGCCCUGCGUAAGGCAAAUAAGUGGGCUCAGUCAGGGCUCAUUGUGAGUGUGGGGCCCCCAGUGGAAACUCUAAUUCCAGAGACUUCAGGAGGAAGCACCACUGGAGACAAGAAGAAAAGUGCCCAGAGUGCAGUAUGCAGAGACAGGAAUGCCGAACUUUCCAGGUCUGACCCAGUCCGUCCAUUUAUCAGCGGUCAUGUAGCAAACAGCAUGGCUGCUGAAGUCAUUGCUUUGCUGCACAGUCUACUUACAGCACCGGAGUCAAACACUGCCCAGAUAUGGACAACUACAGCAGAAAAGGUACUGUCCAGGGCCCUGAUGUACAUACCUCAGUUGGGUAAAUAUGCGGAGAGCAUUUUAGAGAGUGCAACUAGCAGUGGUAGAAAGCUGGCCAAGCUGCAAGCGAUCAGCCGACAGGCUGUGGCAGCCUUGUGUGCCCUGGGUGGCUUCAAAGAGACCAUCAAGAUUGGAUCAGAGGUUCAGGUAGCAGGUAAGGGAUUGCAGGGCAGUGUUGGUGUGGUCAUUGCCAUUAAUGAGCAGGAAGGCAUUGCUACAGUGAAAUUCCCCUCCUGUGAUUAUCGCCGUGACUGUAAGGCCUCUGACAUCUUGACUGUACCCAUCUCCCGCCUCUCAACACUUCGGUCAGAGGCUUUGCCACUCUAUAAGCUGUCCAUCACGGAGAAGGUAGUGCAAGCAGUGCAGUCCAUGCUGCUACCACAGGAGGGCAGUCUUUCCAUCCACACCUGCCUACCAGCUUCUGGAGAUGGCUCCAGUUCUGUCAUGGCUGCAGUGCGGUUGCUGGCUGAGAUAAGGACUAGAGCAUGUCUGGUUAUGGCUCAGCUGCUAGAGGACAGUUCAUUCUGUGAGGAGUUUAUCCAGCAAUGUCCUGCUGCUGUAGAAGUUCUCAACUUGGUUGCACAGGAGUGUAGCCCUGGUGAGCGACUGGGCAUGGUGGAGGCUCAGUGUGAAAGACUAAGAAUGUUAUAUCGUGACUGCGCUCGUCCCCCUCCUCCUCCUCCUCCUCUCCAGAUUGACAGAAGACAGCCCAAGCAAAUCACAUGGUGUCCAUCGCGCGUCUUCCCACCAGUACGUGCCUGUAUGUUCUCAUCUCACCAGACCUCUGUGACGUUCCUAGCAGACCCCAGCGCUGGGGGUGGCUUACCUAGAGGGACUUUUAUUUAUGCUACUUCACCAGUUCCUAUCCAGGCUCCAUCAUUUUACUGGGAAUUGGAGAUAGUGUCCUAUGGGGAUUCUGAGGAUGACAGUGGCCCAAUUGUGUCUUUUGGCUUUACCACAGAAGCAGAAAAGAGAGAUGGUGCAUGGACCAAUCCUGUUGGCACUUGUCUCUUUCACAAUAAUGGGAGGGCUGUACACUACAAUGGCUCCAGUUUGCUCCAGUGGAAGAGCGUAAGGCUAGAUGUGGCUCUCCUUCCUGGAAACGUUGCUGGAAUAGGCUGGGAGCGUAUGGAGGGCACACCACCUCCCCCAGGCCAGGCUCCUAAGGGAAGGGUGUACUUCACCUACUGUGGUCAACGCCUUAGUCCUUACCUGGAGGACGUAGUGGGAGGAAUGUGGCCCCUGGUCCACAUCCAAAAGAAGAACACAAAGGUUCGUGCUAACUUUGGGUGCCGGGCAUUUGCAUAUGCGGAGGGGCAGGCACACAGAAAUGCAGCCGACCUCUGCAUGGACCUUUCAGAGGAGAUAAGCGCCAACUUUGAGGCCCUGCCUUUUGCUAUGGCUUCGGACAGUGAUAAUGAUGCUGGUGCCAGUGUUGCAUCCGACUCGGGCUCACACGGACCUCCUUGUCGCAUCGCUGCAGUGUCUACCACUCAACCACAAUAUAACAGUGAUGCUUCCUGCUACUACAAACUUGAGCUGAGCUAUGAGAAUCUUGUAACCUCGGGCCCAGACCCCCAUCCUCCACCUAUUACUGACGAUGAGAGUGAUGACGAGGAUGAUGAAGAUGUGCCAAGAGAGGAUCAUUAUGCCCUGCUUGUUAAAGCAUGGGAGACUAAAGUGUUCCCUACUAUACGUCGCCGCUUCAGGAAUGAAGCCGAGAGGAAAUCAGGACUGGACCAGAUAAAGGGAGCACUCCAACUUGGAAUGGUGGACAUUGCACGACAGACAGUGGAGUUCCUCUAUGAAGAGAAUGGUGGCAUUCCUCGUGAUCUCUACCUCCCCACUAUUGAGGACAUUAAGGACGAGGCCAGUAAAUUUACCAUUGACAAAGUCCGCAAAGGUCUAACAGUGGUUAUACGAUGUCCUGACUGCAACAACACUGGCAGCAGCAUGGGAGGAACAGCCUUACCAAAGUUUGCAAUUCGAGGCAUGCUCAAAACCUUUGGCCUUCAUGGAGCAGUGCUUGAUGUUGAUACUGUAAAUGAUUUGGUCCAGGUGGAGACAUAUCUACGCAGCGAGGGUGUGUUGGUCAGGUACUGGUAUCCCAUUGAGAUGCUGGAGCGCCCACCAGCAGGUUCGCGCAGAACUGCAGCCAAUGGCCUUGUGUCUCUGGAUAGCAGCAACAUUCAAAUUCACAGGGAACUACUGCGUUGUGAGAGUGCUUUGGCGCGUCUGUACUGUCGUAUGGCAUUGCUCAACAUCUUUGCACCCAAGAGUCCUCACACCUUUACACGCCUCUUCCACAUCCCGGCUGUGCGUGACAUUACACUUGAACACCUGGGGCUCUUGUCUAAUCAGUUACUGGCUCCACCUCUGCCAGAUGGCUCCAUUAGCUCAAGCUCCAUCUUGCUGGCCCAGUCUAUGUUGCACAACCUGAAAGGUCAAAGCUGCUCCCCAACUGAACUCUUCUACCAGGGUAAUGCACAGACCAUUCGGGAGUGGCUGACGGUGGCUAUCAGCAGAGCCUUGCACCAGGGAGAGGACAGCUUACUGGAGCUGACCAAGCAGAUCUGUUGUUUCCUUCAGAAUGCUCCAGAACAGUUCACAUCAGAGGAGUUUCUGAUCUCAGAGUCAAAGGUCAGCAUGGAUGUCAGCUUCCCUGGUGCUGCAUUUGUGGUGGUUUCUUGUAAAGAGAAUCAGCUUGGAUGCCGCAAGGAUUCUUCUCUGUAUAAGGCUCCCUGGGCCCGUGUAAUGAUGUAUGGGUUGGGGCACAAGGUCAGACGUAAUGGCCAGCUGAAUCUGAUGGAAGCUGUGUGCUAUCCUCUGGAUGCUUCACCUUCAAAUACAGGCCUUACACCUCCUCCCACAACCAACCAGUACCCUAGCAUCAUUAUCCCAACUGAUAAAGUCCACAUAAAACUGGGAGUGUCCCCACCUCCUGGGGUUGUGCUAGUACUGCAUUCUCUGCCUGUGGAGUUUCCCUUGGCCAUAGCCUUUGCUGAACAGCUGCUGACAUGGACGGUGCGUGAGAAUAGUGAGUAUCCAGAGGAAGAGCUGGACACCAUGCCACCUUCUGUGCUUCUCCAGGUUGUGGAGCUACUUGGUGGGCUUCUGUGGACUAUUGAUCUUACACCUUGUAUCAAGGAGUUCAUCUUCCACCUGCUUGCUGAGCUUUUCCGCAAGAUCCAUCACUUGGAACAGCACAAGGGUCCCUCGGGCCUGUCAAGCUCCAUUGCUCUACUCCUCAAUCCAUGCUUGGCAGUGCUCAUGGCUCUCCAGACAGAACUCCGAAAGCUUUAUGACCAUGAGACGCAGUGCUGGGGGCUGGCUGGUGGAAGCACCUCGGGAAGCUCCUUAGCACUAUCGUCUGAACAAAGCCGCUUCUCCACAUACUUCCAUGCCCUCAUGGAGGUGUGCCUGGCUGUGGCAGAGGUUACCUUGCAGCUUAACGUGGCUGGUGGAGGGUUGGCUGUAAGCAAUAUUUCCUCAUCCAGCACACCCAACCUUAGUGAUUCUUCAUCCUCUUCAUCAUCAUCGCCAGGCCAAACCCCACAAAGCCCAAGUCUGUUGUCAAAGCGCAAGAAGGUCAAGCUGAAGCGAGACCGGGCAACAGCAGCCAUAACUGCUGCAGCCACAGCUUCAGGAAAACGGGGCUCUGUGAGCGGCACAAAGCUAUCAGAAUGUGAUAGUGCUUUAUUGAAUGUGGCUGGAGGAAAACCAGAAGACAUGUUAUGGUUCCACCGUGGGCUAACAUUACUCAUGAUUAUACGGCACCUAACAUACAAGGACCCUCAAGGGUUGAGUGUGACGGGGGAUGCAGUAGCUGACGCCUGCCAGGCCCUGGUCAGUCCAACUGCUCAUAGUCGGUUGCUGGUGCUCUCCGGUAUUCCAACUCACUUGGAAGAAGCUGUGGUGCGUAAUGCAAUCCGAAGGGCUUGCAAUGCACAUGGGGGUCUUUUCAGAGAUGAAAUCUUUAUUCCGCUUCAGGCGGAAGACCUAAAGCAGACCAAAUUAGCUGUGGUCGGAUCUCAGAGCACAGGACCCCAAGAUGAUAGGGCAGAAAAGCUUCACCCAGGCAGUAUGGAAAGUCCAGAUGGUUCCAGUAGUGUAACCCCAGCUCUGAGCAUGACUGCUUCAGCUUCAACUAGCCAGACCUCCAUCUGCAGCUCCUCUCAGGGGGUCUCCAGAACUGCCAGUGAACUUUCUGUGGACCAGGAAUUGUUAGCUGCCACUGUGACACAACCUGUAGCCCCUACCCAGCAACAGGCACCUCUAGACCCCUGUAUUAUCUCCAGUCAGGAAAGCCUUGAUAUUUCUCUUUGUAGUACAGGAAGCCUUGGUAGUCUCAGUAGCUUUGGGGAGCACCUUGAUAGUGGAGAGACAGCUUCAGUUUCAGAUGGUGGAUCCUUGUACGCAGUCACCUCACAAGACACUAAUGCCAGUUUGGCAUGUCCUAUUAAAGGCUAUGCUGUUAUAGAGGUACGGGCCAGGGCCAAGGUGGAGAAGAUUCGUGCAAGUCUCUUCAACAGCAGUGAUCUCAUUGGUCUGUCCAGCCUUGAAGGAGAGGAGGAGUUAAUGGAGAUAACCACUGAAGAGAUCUUGACUGCCUCCAGUGUUAAUCAGAGCCUGUUUGAUACACAAGGCAGUUCUGCACUUGAGGACUACUUUCUUGAUAAAACCAUCAGAGGAGAAAAAUUGGUCCCUGGGGCACGAGAUGUGCUAACUGACAUCUUUAAGAGCUGUGUACACUCUGAGCAGAUGCUAAGCCUUACACCAACCAAGCCCUUGAAAGUGUCCGACAUUCAUCUCAGUAAAGAACAAAUCAGCUCGCAGACACCUGGUAACCUCCUCCAUGUAUUCUUCAACCACAUACGACCUCCUAAGAAAGUGUUUGAAGAUCAGCUCACACAGAUUCUUCGCAAAUAUGGCACAGUCAAGGCCAACAAGUGCAGGUACAGCAAAUCAGGCAAGGAGCAGCUACAGAGUAAAGUGGUCAGCACAAAGAGAUCCAUCAUCAAGCCCCCUAUCAAAGAGAAGUCUGUUCUCAACAGUGUACGGACUGCAUUAAGUGAGAAGAAACCAGUCCUAAAGCCCAAGUCUCCAGAUAAAACUAAGCCUGACGAGAAAGACCCUGAGAAGUUGCCUACCAAGAAGCUAGAAGUUCCAGAAGAGAAGUACUUAACUCUGGAGGGUUUCCAUAAGUUCACUGUUGAUCGAGCCAAACAGGACAUUCGCAGUGUUUGGAGAGCAAUCCUGGCAUGUGGUUAUGACCUACACUUUGAAAGAUGCUCGUGCAUUGAUGCUCGGCAAGCUCAGAAAACUAGCAGGAAGUGGAACUUGGAGAUGGAUGUUGCUCUAGUCCAGUAUGUUAAUCGCCUCUGUCGCCACCUGGCUAUAACACCUGCCCGCCUCCACCCCCAUGAAGUGUACCUGGACCCCACAGAUACAGCAGACCCACGAGUUUCAUGCCUGCUAAGUGUGCCUGUUGAGAGUUUGCGUCUACGCUUUGCCCUACUGCAGUCCCUUAACAAUACCCUGGAGGGUUUCUUUCUGCCACUUGUGGAGCUAAGGCAGACACAUACCUAUCAGAACAGUAUUGCUGCCCUGCUGUGCGAGGCUAAAGGCCUUAUUUUUUAUGACACUAAAGUAGCCAUUAUGAACAAGGUGCUGAAUGCAACAGUACAGCGCACUGUUGACCAUGCUGCCCCCGAGAUCACACUGGAUCCUCUCGAGCUAGUGGGAGGUGAGAUCCACUCCUCAGAGAACACCUACUUUUGCCAGUCAGCUCGGCAGCUGUCUAAUGUUCCCUCAUCUCAGCUGUGUGUGAAACUUGCUAGUGGAGGAGACCCCACCUAUGCCUUCAACAUCCGCUUUACUGGAGAGGAAGUUCAUGGCACUAGUGGUUCAUUUCGCCACUUCCUGUGGCAAGUCUGCAAGGAGCUGCAAAGCAACAUCUUAUCUUUGCUUAUGCCAUGUCCCAGUUCUGCCAGUAAUCGCAGCAAGGGGAAGUACAUCCUAACGUCUGGCUCCAUCACUUAUGCUGAAGAACAGCUGCUGCAUUUCUUUGGUCAGCUGCUGGGAAUUGCCAUCCGUGCAGAUGUGCCUUUACCUCUGGAUUUGCAGGGUUCCUUCUGGAAAGGUCUAGUUGGUGAUGACCUAGACCAAGAAACAGAUCUACAAGAAGCUGACCACCUUACCUACAACUAUGCCAAGAAGUUUGAUAGUGUGACUGAUAAGGCUGAGUUGGAAGCGCUAUGCACAGAAAUCUCAUCACAGAGCCACUCAGGUGAAAGCCCUGACUCACCCAGCCGGCCAUGCUGUACCUUCACCUAUGUCACCAUGACAGGCGAGGAGGUGGAACUGUGCCAGGAUGGGCAUAAUCUUGCCGUCAGUUGGGAGAACAAAGACUUGUAUGCUCAGGCAGUACGUGCCUUGCGUCUGCGGGAACUGCAGAAUGUGGAGCGUAUGAGUGCAGUUCGUGCUGGCUUGGGCUCCAUUAUCCCUCUGCAACUUCUCACAUUGCUCAGCCCCUUAGAGAUGGAACUGCGUACUUGUGGUCUCCCCUACAUCAACCUGGAAUUCCUUAAGGCUCAUACAAUGUAUCAAGUGGGGCUGAUGGAGACUGACCAGCACAUUGAGUUCUUCUGGACAGCACUGGAGAUGUUUACACAAGAAGAGCUCUGUAAGUUCAUUAAGUUUGCCUGCAAUCAGGAGCGGAUACCCUUCACUUGCCCCUGCAAGGAUGGUGGGCCAGACACUGCUCAUGUGCCUCCUUAUCCCAUGAAAAUUGCCCCUCCAGAUGGUGCAGUGGGUUCGCCUGACUACCGUUACAUUCGAGUAGAGACCUGCAUGUUUAUGGUGAAGCUGCCCCAGUAUUCCUCUCUUGAUGUGAUGCUGGAAAAGUUACGUUAUGCUAUACACUAUCGUGAGGACCCUCUGAGUGGCUAAAGGAUUCCAAAACACAAAUAUACACACACACACACCACACAUUCAUGUUCACUCCCACCCAGAAAUUUUAAGAAAGACCGAUUCUGCUGGAAGUAUGGACUCAUUGAAUGAUCCCUUUUAUUUUAGCUUGAUUGUUGAAACUUCAGCCCAAACUUCUUGCCUUUUAAACAGACCAGUGUUUUGUUUUCUGGAUUGCAUUGAGUUGAAUUACACUUUUAGGUGGAACCUACAUGAUGUAUCUGAUGGUAGUUAAUGCAUCAUUAGAUAAUAUGGAGAAGAAUAUGGAGCUGCACUUUUAUUUUCCUUAUUCCCCCAUGGUUUCAUAUUAUUUACUUCCCUGCGCUUUAUUGCUACCCUUUAAAUGCUCUUUUUAUUUCUCUUAUAAAUUAAAUGACUUUCAUUUCUUAUGCGCCGUUAUAACUGCAAUCUUGCAGUGGUGGUGGGGGGUAAAAUUGGGAUGGAAGGGGGAUGGCAAAUAUUAUUAUUAUUAUUAUUAUUAUUAUUAUUAUUAUUAUUUUAUUUAUUUAUAUUUUUGGGGCACAGCAUAUAGGACCUUAGGUUUUCCCACAUCUGUGAUGACCCAUUCAUUUACACACACACAUUUAGAAGAAUAAAGCAAAUGGCUGAAAAAUCCCCACUUUAUUGGAUGAUUAAGAAAUUCAUAAAUAAAUGUAAAAAAAAAAAAUUGUAUCAUAACACAACAGCAGCUCUCCCAUGCAACUUGCCCAUUAAUACAAGACAGUAAGAGCCAGAUGCUUUUACGGUAGAAAAUUUGAGGAGUUAUAUAUGCAUACUGGGGAAUGGUGAUUUCAAGAAAUGUAUAAAGUCAAGAAAUUUAUUCAUAUUUGGGUGGUUACCACAAUGGAAUGUUUAAAUUGACUUCUAACAAAUGUGCUGUUAUUGUAAAAAUAUUGCAUGCUCUCUCUCUCCCCCCCCCCUCUCUCUCUCCCCCCUCUCUCUCUCUCGCGCUCUCUCUCUCUCUCUCUCUCUCUCUCUCUCUCUCUCUCUCUCUCUCUCUCGCUCUCUCUCUCUCUCUCUCGCUCUCUCUCUGUGUGUGGCCAUUGCAUUAUUGCUGUCCACCAUUUUAUUUUUGGUUCUGAGUGGUGAUCUUAACAUCUCACUUAGCAUCUCCCCCUUUGCUUAAAUAAGGUUAUGCUUCUCAGCCCCCAUUCUGGUAGGAACAGCACUGCAUAGUACCAUUUACUAUUAUAAAAUGUUACUGAGCUUCGGCUUGGCUUGCCAUUUUUGUUGUUUGUGUGCUGGAUUUGCACAAGAAUUCAGUCUUUUAUUAUUAUUAUUAUUAUUAUUAUUAUUAUUAUUAUUAUUAUUUUAUAAUUUGCUUUAUUUGUAAUUUUGUCAUUACCAGAUUUUUUACAUUAUUGUUUCUGCCUAAAGUAUAUAGGGAAAAACGGAGAAGAAGAAAAAAAACCCCAUUAGUUUGAACAAGGAACGGUUCUUUUGUCUUUUGAAUCCUUUUAUAAAGCUUAGAAAUAGUUAGGAACACUACUUAAUUAUAAUCAAGUUGGAGUGUGCUGUUCCUUCUAAUGCUUGUGUUUGCAGUGUUUUAUUGUGCGUCUUCAAUGGAGCCAUUGUAACAUUGAUGCCACUUGGAGAAUGCUACCGAAGACCUCCCCCAGAAUGUUCGAAAUAGAGUUUAGACUCUUAAUGCUGUACAUUUUGGUGUGAUUGCUGCUAUUAAAGAUACUCCAUCCUCGUUUCUCUUGACCUUUCAGAGGAAGAAUAUUAAUGUUUGUUAGAAGGCAUCCACAGAAAACAAACGAUCUGUGCUGUACAUUAACCUGAUAUUUAUUACAAUUAUUUAUGGUUGCAUUAACUUCUCUUUCUUACAUCUACACAUCUGGAAUAUAAUAGAAUAUAAUGCAGAUGUGAGAAUUCCAGUUCAGUGAUAUUGAUUUCUUAAUCUCUGUCACAGAAUAUAAAUAAAAAUGUAUUGAUGUA